Molecule: messenger RNA, 624 nt
Organism: Aspergillus puulaauensis
Lineage: Eukaryota; Fungi; Ascomycota; Eurotiomycetes; Eurotiales; Aspergillaceae
Product: MutT/nudix family protein
Exons: 4
Coding region: 1-624 (207 amino acids)
Biological process (GO): ribose phosphate metabolic process; nucleoside phosphate metabolic process
Cellular component (GO): cytosol; nucleus
Molecular function (GO): ADP-ribose diphosphatase activity
Source: RefSeq, a predicted model, not a curated record
AUGGCGGAACCCUUGUACGCCAAGUCGAAGUUUCUAUCAAAAGGACCCCUGGAUCCUGAAGAAGCGAGGUGGGCAAAACUAGUCAAGACGACCUAUCGCGACCCCAAUGGCAUUGAAAGGACCUGGGAAUCGGCGGAACGCCUGACUCGGCCCGCAAAUUGUGAGAUAGAUGGCGUCGGAAUUGUGACCAUCCUGAACAAGUCCAGCGGCCCGGAGCUCCUCCUUCAGAAGCAGUACAGACCCCCGAUCGACAAGGUGGUCAUCGAAGUGCCAGCCGGCCUCAUCGAUCCUAACGAGACAGUCGAGGACUGUGCUGUGCGUGAACUCAAGGAAGAAACAGGCUACGUAGGCGUAGCUGACAAGACAAGCACUGUCAUGUAUAACGACCCAGGGUUCUGUAACACAAACCUUAACAUGGUCCAUGUCCGCGUGGACAUGUCUUUGCCUGAAAAUCAGAACCCCAAGCCACAACUCGAGGACAAUGAGUUCAUCGAGUGCUUCACUCUCCCAUUAUCUUCCUUGUUCGAUGAGUUGAAAAGGCUGGAAGCCGAGGGGUUUGCUAUCGAUGCUCGAAUCGGGACGAUAGCGGAGGGUAUUGAGCUGGCGAAGACGCUGAAGCUUUGA